CUAUCUAGUGCGGCGGCGGAGCGUGUUUUUGAGCCGCGUCCCGCGCGGUGCACUGUGGGCUGCUGGAGGAGCGCAGGGUCAGACUGACGCGAACAUGGCCGCGGUGUGUUUCUCCUUGAGCCGCUGCUGCGCCGCCGGACACCGAGCCUCGCUCACGGCGGUGCGGUCAGCGCAGACGGCGGCGGCGGCGGCGGUUCAGCCCAGGAUCAAGACCUUCCAGAUCUACCGCUGGGAUCCGGACCGCGCCGGAGACAAGCCUCGCAUGCAGACGUACGAGCUGGACCUGAACACCUGCGGCCCGAUGGUUCUGGACGCGCUCAUCAAGAUCAAGAACGAGAUGGACGGCACGCUGACCUUCAGGCGCUCCUGCAGAGAGGGAAUCUGCGGGUCUUGUGCGAUGAAUAUCAACGGUGGAAACACGCUGGCGUGUCUGAACAAGAUCGACAGUGACACCAGCAGGGUGACCAAGAUCUACCCGCUGCCGCACAUGUAUGUGGUCAAGGACCUGGUGCCGGACAUGAGCAACUUCUACGCUCAGUACAAGUCCAUCCAGCCCUUCCUGAAGAAGAAGGACGAGUCCAGACAGGGACAGGAGCAGUACCUGCAGAGCGUGGAGGACCGGCAGAAACUGGACGGUCUGUACGAGUGUAUCCUGUGCGCCUGCUGCAGCACCAGCUGUCCCAGCUACUGGUGGAACGGAGACAAGUAUCUGGGUCCAGCCGUCCUCAUGCAGGCGUACCGCUGGAUGAUCGACUCUCGUGAUGAUUACACUGAGGAGAGGCUCUCUCAGCUGCAGGACCCCUUCUCUCUGUACCGCUGUCACACCAUCAUGAACUGCACCAGGACCUGCCCGAAGGGUCUGAAUCCAGGCAAAGCCAUCGCAGAGAUCAAGAAGAUGAUGGCCUCCUACAAACAGAAGAAGACGGCGUCGGCGUGAAGCCUCGCUUGAUUACAUGAAGACACACACACAGACACAGAUCGUAUUAAUAUGUUUCUGCUCAUCACUCCAUAAAGAGACGCAGACGUUUGAAGAGUUCAAGGUCUCUGCGGUGUCAUGAGAUCUGCUGUAUUUUAGAUAAAUACACGCUUCUGUCUUUACUGCUUUCAUUCCUACAACAACAAUCUCAUUAAGAGUCUUCCUCAUCUUAAAAUCAUAAUAAAGUGAUCAUAAACUCGA
Messenger RNA from Cyprinus carpio (common carp), 1177 nucleotides. RefSeq names its product succinate dehydrogenase [ubiquinone] iron-sulfur subunit, mitochondrial. Lineage: Eukaryota; Metazoa; Chordata; Actinopteri; Cypriniformes; Cyprinidae. Gene Ontology annotation, biological process: respiratory electron transport chain; tricarboxylic acid cycle; aerobic respiration. Gene Ontology annotation, cellular component: mitochondrial membrane. Gene Ontology annotation, molecular function: 2 iron, 2 sulfur cluster binding; electron transfer activity. The record is from RefSeq and is a predicted model, not a curated record.